AUGUCGUUUUUCUGUGCGCUAUCCGGUGAACCUCCUCAGGACCCAGUCGUAUCCAGCAAGAGCGGCCACCUCUAUGAGCGCCGGCUCAUCACCAAGUACAUCGCAGACAAUGGCACAGACCCCAUCACGGGCGAUAAACUUGAAGAGGCUGAUCUCGUCUCUGUAAAAGCCAGCCCGAAAGCCGUCCCACCACGCCCUCCCCAGCUCACUUCUAUCCCUGCGCUUUUGCAUUCUCUCCAAAACGAAUGGGACGCGCUCGUCCUGGAGACGUUCGCGCUCAAACAGCAGUACAACUCUGUUCGUCAGCAGCUCUCGCACGCGCUAUAUGCACAAGACUCGGCAACGCGUGUCGUUGCUCGACUUAUUAAAGAGAGGGAUGCAGCAAGGGAAGCACUCGCAAACGUCCAAGCAUCCAUCGCCGCAGGAGAAGAAGCAAGCGGCGACGUCGACAUGAAAGAAGACCAACAAACCGACGACUCACCAGGCCUCCCCAAAGAAAUCGUCUCCCAAAUCGACGAAACCAACUCCACACUCAGCUCUCAACGUCGUAAGCGCAAACCCGCUAAAGAACACACAACAGCAGCGCAAGUCAAAACUUUCACUGCAACACAUACAAUCCCUUCUUUGCACGCUGCCUCCCCUGCAGGAAUCACCUCGAUCGCUUUGUCUAAGGAGGAAGCGGGUGUGUUCGUUACGGGUGGGAAUGAUAAAGUUGUACAGCUGUAUGACCGUGGUGAAGAUAAGGUUAUUGCGAGUUUGAAGGGACAUACAAAGCGCGUUAACCAGGUUGCGUUGCGUGAAGUUGCUGGAGGGCCGAGACUCGUACUCUCUGCUAGUGCAGACAAGACAGCACGUGUAUGGGCGCACGAUAGUGCCUCAGGCGAAUAUGCACCUCGACAAACGAUUAAAAUGCACAAGGGGGACGUAACAGGUCUCUUCGUCCACCCUACUUCCACACUUCUAGGUCUCGCAUCCCUCGAUCGGACUUACUCCGUACACGACCUCACCAACUUCGUGUCUAUCUUCCAAAGUGCACCAGGUGACGACGCCUACACAGCAGUGAACGUCCACCCAGACGGCGUCCUCCUCGGACUCGGUACACCAGGGUCGACGAUUCAGAUCUAUGAUAUCCGCUCAGGAGCACUCGCAGCGACGUUAACACCUGAGUCAGGAACACCAUUCACAGUCUCCACACUCUCAUUCAGCGAAAACGGAUACCACCUCCUCGCACCAGACUCCACAUCCUCCGUCGCAAUCUGGGACCUCCGCAAACAAGCACGGGUAACUUCCAUCCCCCUCGGAGACGACUUUAAAGUCAACAAAGUCACUUACGACUCUUCGGCGCUGUUCUUUGGUGUUGCGGGUAACGAAGGUGGACGUGCGUUUGCGCAUAAGACGUGGGAAGAGUUGGUGAGGUUUGAGGAGGGGGGUGAGAUGUCGGAUAUUGUGUUUGGGGAACUUGGGAAGGAGGUUUGGGGGUCUACGGGUAGGGAGGUUAGGAUUUGGGGGUUGCCUGAGUAG
Messenger RNA from Fomitiporia mediterranea MF3/22, 1521 nucleotides. RefSeq names its product Prp19-domain-containing protein. Gene Ontology annotation, molecular function: ubiquitin protein ligase activity; protein binding. Gene Ontology annotation, cellular component: Prp19 complex; U2-type catalytic step 1 spliceosome; cytoplasm. The transcript has 4 exons. The record is from RefSeq and is a predicted model, not a curated record. The coding region runs from base 1 to 1521 and encodes 506 amino acids. Gene Ontology annotation, biological process: protein ubiquitination; mRNA splicing, via spliceosome; DNA repair. NCBI's taxonomy places the organism in Eukaryota, Fungi, Basidiomycota, Agaricomycetes, Hymenochaetales, Hymenochaetaceae.